Molecule: messenger RNA, 1035 nt
Organism: Daucus carota subsp. sativus
Lineage: Eukaryota; Viridiplantae; Streptophyta; Magnoliopsida; Apiales; Apiaceae
Product: tRNA (mnm(5)s(2)U34)-methyltransferase, chloroplastic
Exons: 6
Coding region: 84-884 (266 amino acids)
Source: RefSeq, a predicted model, not a curated record
UAUUACAUUGUAUAUCUCUGGAAAAAAAAUUCGAAUUCUGGAUAUUUUUCUCGAUUAAAACUGGUGUAUAUCUUUCCGGCACAAUGUCGAAACUACACCACCCCAUUUCAACCCUCUUCUUCUCUCAUAAACCCUUCCUUUUUGUACCCGCUUCAUCACUCAGAAACCCUAGAAAUUUUUUCAAUUUCACUACAAAUUCAACCAAUAAUCACAGCCUCGUCGCUGCCGCUCAAGCUCAGUCUCCAAUUGCAAAGAAGCCUCCUAAUCUCCCAGGUUUGGAAAAUGUGAUGUUAGAGUACAUGUUUGGGAAGAAGAAAGCUACUGAAGUUGCUCACUCGGUGUGGAAAUGUGUAGUCCAGAAAGGGGAUGCAGUUAUCGAUGCCACUUGUGGUAAUGGGUAUGAUACCUUAGCAAUGCUUAAUAUGGUUGCUGAUAAGUCACAAAAAGGCCGUGUUUAUGCAUUAGAUCUUCAAGAUGUUGCUUUACAAAAUACUCGUUCUUUGCUGGAUGAAUCACUGGAUGACAAUGAGAGAGAACUCGUUGAGCUCUUUAGCACAUGUCACAGUAAAUUGGAGGAAGUCAUACCAAGAAACAUCACAGUGAGGCUAGUUGCAUUUAACUUGGGUUACCUUCCUGGAGGUGACAAAACAAUGAUUACCAAGUCAGAUACAACACUUCUGGGAUUAGAAGCAGCAGAGAGAGUAGUUGCACCUGGAGGUCUCAUCAGCUUGCUGGUUUAUGUUGGGCACCCCGGUGGAAGGGAAGAGUUUGAGACGGUCCAAGCAUUUGCUUCUGGUUUGGCGGUUGAUAAAUGGAGCUGCUGCAAGCUUGAAAUGUUAAACAAACCACUUGCUCCUAUUAUUGUUUUCUUAUUUAAGCGAUAAAUUUAAGGGGAAUCAAAGAUCACCAAAUUGUUGAGUAAUGGAAAAUGAUUGAUCCUCUGUUGAGGUCAUAAUUUUGUAAUCUCUCAUUUUAGCCCCGUGGGAGUCAUAAUUUUGUAAUAUUUCUGGGAAUGGAGGCCAUGGUGUUGUAGAA